AGAGAGAGACAGCCAUGUCCGGGUGAUGGGAGGCUGAGCUCCCUCCCUCCUUCUCCCGGCUCUUUUUUUUUUUUUGCGGCUGCCGGGGGUGUUUUCAGGGAGGGGGAGAAACCACUCUGCGGCUGGUGGAGGGGGGCGACGGUGUUGGCGCCCUUGCUCCCCCCGCGGAAGGAGCGAUGGAGCUGCCGCCUCUCAGCCUCCGGGCCGGGAGGAAAUAGCGCUCUGCCCACUCUCAGCUGCACGUCUCCCUUUCGGGACCACCGGUGCAGCCGCUCCUCUUGCUUUCUUAACCCCGCAAAGCCCUGGGAGCUCCUUACCCUGACUAAUUUUUAAUCCGUGUAGUUUGGGCUUCAUUUAUUUCCCCUGUUCCACCCUUCGAUCUCCGGGUCUCCUGGAACCCUCGUCCUGCGGAACUCCCUGCCUCUUGAUUGCCAGCGCGAAGCCCUCGGGAAAGGGGGCAAGCGCGCUCCAGCCCAUCCGUUUGCUUGUCGCGGUGGAUUCCCCACUCCUGGCGGGCAGCGAUGUUGCUGUCGCCUCUCUCCUUCUCGUCGUCUUUCCCGAAGUUAACCCAAGGGAACCGUGAAGAGCAAAGCCCCAGCUCUUAGUUGCGAAAAUGUGGCAAAGCAUUGGCCUGUCCUUGUUGGUCGUCGUGGCCGCCCUCGCUUGCUUUCUGCUGCUAGUGCUUUGCGGUGAGUACUUUCUAUUGAUCUAUCUUCCAGUAACCAGAAGUGUCUUGCUUUUCUCCUCUCUCUCCGUUCCCUUUCCUGUGGUGGGAAAAAGGGAAAGAAGAGAAAGGUGCAAUAGCAUGAAACAAUAAUGAUUUCCCCAGCCUUUCUUUGUCCGCUUUGAUUUUGGGAAUGAUGCUAAAUUAUCAUCCUCAUUGUGGUCCAACUAGAAAGCCACAAGUGCUGCAAUAAGCCUGGGGGGAUGUGGGUUCAAAUUCCCACCCAGCCAGGAAGGUCGCUGGGUGAUCUUUGGGCCAGCCAUUGACCCUCAUCCUUACCUACCUCACAGGGUGGUUGUUCUAAUAAUAAAACGGAAGGGGAGAACAACAUAUGCUUCCUUGAGCUCCUUAGAAAAAAGGCAGGAUAUAAAUAUAAGUGAUAGACAUAAAAGUAAACAAGCCACACACUUAUUAGGGGUGAAUACUCAGACAAGAGGCCCUUAAAUGGAUUCAUGUUAAACCUGUUGUUCUAAUUGUGUGGGUGUGUUAGGACACACACACACACACACCCUGGAUUUGUGGUGAAGCAGGUGAGUGGAGGAAAGAAUAUGGUCCCCUUUCCCUUUUUUACUCAAGAAAAGAUGAAAACCUAAACACUUACUAAAAAUAUAAUUCCAACUGAGAUUGUAAGAUGUCACCAGAGUUGAUUAUCUAGAUUUAUUUUCAAAAGACCAAACUGAUAAAAAGGACUUUGGUGGCGUGGAAGUUUGCUAGAUGGAGUCUAUCUUGGUGUCCAGGCAGUAGCUUAUAGUCCCAAAACAGCAGCAAUAAGGAAUCAUCGUCCAGCUUCCAAAAAUAGCCAGGAAUGAAGUUAAGAAGAGUCUGUUAUCUGAAUGAUGGUGUGUAGUUAUUUAACCCUUAAGAGCUUUGGGCUUGAAUGGAAGCAGUUGGUGGUUUUUAAGACAGCCGCAGGUGCUAUGAUAGCUGGCAUCCAUUUAUUUUUGCCCUGUUUUAUCUCUAAUCCUACAAGUUUUGCAACUGGCCAAAGCACAGGAAGAAAAUUGCCUGGCGGGGGUGAUAGUGGGAUGAGCAUGUGCACCACUGGAGGGGGGCACAGUUGCUGGCACCUCUGGUUAAAAGGAUCAGGUAGCAGUUAAUGCGGGAAGCUGCUGUCCUGCUGUUCUACACAUUUAAAGCAAUAUUAUACCACCUUAAGUAGCCAUGACUUCUCCCAAUGAAUCCUGGGAGCUGUAGUUCCUUAAGGUUGCUAGAGAGUUGUUUGGAGACCCCUGUUCUCAGGGUGGUUUUAAUAGGUGGCCGUUCUUCCCAUGGAAUUCUGGGAAUUGUUGCACUUAGAGGCCUCCUAAGAAUUCCCAGCACCCUUAAUAAACUACACUUCCCAGGAUUCUUUGGGAGAAGCCGUGGCUGUUUAAGGUGGUAUGGUGCUGCUUUAAAUGGAUAGUGCGGAUGGGGCCCUCAGGGUUAGACAGUCCUUGGCUAGAUGGACAGCCUGAUCUGGUAUAAGGCAGCUCUUCAUAAAAAUGAAAGGAAUGUUGAACCAAGUGCUGAACCAAGACUUAGGAAGCUUAGAAGGGUGUCACAUUCUGCAGUCUUUUAGGACUCAGCAAACGUCGCGUAAGCUCGUCAUGAGCCUAUUGUUGGGGUUCAGUCCUGCCCAGCUGAAAGCUGAGGUCUCCUAAAAGGAGGAGAAAGGGGAGCAGUGCCCAGCAGAUUGCCACGCUGCCAGCAAAGAGCCAUUUGAUCUGGACAUUCAUUGCUGAACCAACAGCUUUCUUGCAGUUCCAAGCUCCUUGAUCCAGAAAUAUGGAUCCUUCACAACCCCUAGGCACCACUGCUCCCUUCCCCCUGCCUUAUCGCUGGUGAUGGUAUGUGACAAUGACAGAAGUUAGUGAACCCUGCAGGGUUUUUACAUUUGCAAUGAAGCCACAACACCUGGUGCAUUAAAAUAAGACACUUGCAAGAUUUUGGCCUGGAUGACUAAAUUGCCGUGAAUGUUUUUCUUUCAAUACCCAUGUGGGUCAAAUUGAAAGCACUUUUUCUUAGAACAAACUUUACAGCUGUAGAUGUUAAAUUCAUACAUAUGCAGCGUUUUUUUGAAAUGGAGGCAUGGUUUAUAAAAUUGGGGGGGAGGCAAAUAAGUGGCUGAAAAAGCUGUGCAUGUUUUGACUUCCAAGACACUUAAGGGGUGAUACGAUAGCAGUUGGAGCUGGAUCCUUAUCAUUAGACAGAAUGACAUGGCUGCCUCUGGUGCAUUGAAGGAUGCUAUCCUGUAGCUAUUGUUAGGUAAGUGUCCAGAUGGCUUUAUAUGGAACGGGAAGGGGUUCCCUUCUUGACAGGAGAUUCCCCACCACAUUCUGAUACUCUCACAAUUCAUGGAGACACACAGCUUGUGUACAAACACCUGUUAAAUACAGUAAGCAUGCAACUUACAUGCAUUUAUUUGUGCGCAUUCAGCUUUACAUACAUGGCGAUAUAAAUAAAUAAUAAAGGGGGCGAGGUUCCAGGAAAAAUGACUUUGGCAAUCCCACCUACCAUUGCAGCCGAUGGGUUUUGACCAUAUACAAUUUGGGCUUUAGGUGCGAUCCCCAUAAAGUAACCCCCACGUAAGUUGCAAGAUUCCUCUCACAACAAGAGUUGGGUAGAAAAUUGUCAAGUGCAGCUUUUGCAACAUCUACACAAGUGAUAGAUUAAAUUUUCUCCUUUUAAUGCAAAUCCUAGACGUUUUAGAGUCGCUUCCAAAAAAAGCAUUUUGAACAUGGCAUCAAGUUUGGGGGGAAAUCUAUAUUGCUGAUACCUGAAACUGGAAAUCUUUUCCAAUUUUCACCUAGUAUAGUAUGUAUUAUGCAUGGAAUGUAAUUUCCUGACCUUUUCUGUAUUCACUGAAGGCCUUCAUUGAUGGCAAACAAAAGCUUGUGGACAUUGAGAAAUUUCAAUUUCAAUUCAUGUUGCUAAAGAUUAUGGGCAGGGAGCAGAAUGUCUUGGGCUGGAACUGGGAGUCGCCUUCAAAUAUCUGAAAGGCUGCCACACACAGAAGAUGGUUUGCUCCCUGUUACUCCACAGGGCAGGGCUAGAACCGGUGGGUGGAUGUUACAGGGUAACUGAUCUCGGCCAAACAUUAGGUGUAACUACCAAGUCAAGUCAAGUCAAGUAACCUUUAUUGGCAUCACAUAAGAACAUUCAGAAUACAUUCAGAAUAGAUAGGCCAGUGCAAUCUCAUCGCCCCCCCCCCCCAACGGCACAGUCACCCACCAAAGGGCAGAAGAGGCGAGCAAUCCGCCUCAUCUCUGUGGGUUUCCAGCAAGGGCAGGAUCCUGUAGCGUACUUCGGCGACAAAAAAAAUCAAAUAGAGGAACUUAGCUACUGUCUUGUUGAGCUCCUGGUCUCUCCCCUGUAAUAAGAAGCGCAUAACCUCCGUCUCUGGUUUCCAUGUUGGAAUACAUAGAUGGUCUAGAAAUUGUUGGCGGAGAUCAUCAUACAUUUUACAUUUAAGGGCCAUGUGAGCUAGAGUUUCCACCAGGUGGUAACUACCUAGUGGCAAGAGCUGUUUGCCAAUGAAACGGCCUGCCUUGAGAGGUGGUGGGGACAUCGCUCCUCCUGCAAGGUUCUUCCCAGAUCUUUGAUUCUAGGAACAGAACACAGACUUGUCAAGGGAGUUGUGUUCAAGCACCUCUCCUUGUGUCGCUCUGGUCCUGCUGUGACUGAGAUCGAUACAGCUGCUUAUCCUCAGAUGCUGAGAUGAGGUGUUCCAGAUUAUUUCAUUGCCAAUAACCGAAAGCAGCUGCUUGAGUCCCUGUAGGAAUUUGGCAGAUGCUUUUAAAAGAUGCUGGGUUUUGUUUACUUUUGCUUUGCUGCUUUUCCAGGUGACAUGCUCGAGCUUAACUCUUUCAGCAUUUGGGUGUUGGGUAAAAGGGACUUCUUUCCACCAAACCACCAAAGGCUUUGAACAUUAGGUGGUGUCUUGUGACAAUUGUGUAUUUGCUUCCUGCGGAAAAGUGACCUGUGGCAUAGAUUUUUUUUAAAAAAAACACAGCAACCGGGAGGUGUAACUGGAUAGAGGAAAACAAGGGAUUGUAAAACCACAAAAAUUGAUGUGAGCGUGUAGCCGGCAGGUGCAGGAGCACCUGAAAGCCUUUAACAACCAGCCUCCUGUAUACCUGAAGGAGCGUCUCCACCCCCAUCAUUCAGCCCCAUCAUUCACUGAGAUCCAGUGCCGAGGGCCUUCUGGCGGUUCCCUCAUUGCGAGAAGUGAGGUUACAAGGAACCAGACAGAGGGCCUUCUCGGUAGUGGCGCCCACCCUGUGGAACACCCUCCCUUCAGAUGUAAAGGAAAUAAGCAGCUAUCCUAUCUUGAAAAGACAUCUGAAGGCAGCCCUGUUCAGGGAAGUUUUUAAUAUUUAAUGCUGUACUGUUUUUAACAUUUGAUUAGGAGCCGCCCAGAGUGUCUGGGGAAACUCAGCCAGAUGGGCGGGGUAUAAAUAAUAAAUUAUUAUUAUUAUUAUCAUUAUUAUUAUUAUUAUUAUUCAAGGUUGCUCGCUUUUACUGUCGCUAUGUUUGCUUUUGCAGUACGGCUGUCCUUUUUGACAAUCUGCCUUUCAGUUUCUUUCAUCAUUGACUUGAAACUCUGGAUUUUACAGUCUGGAUUUAUACAACUUUCUGGUCUCCGUGGCCCUAGUUUGACACUCUAACCACUAUACCACGCUGAUUCUCAACAGUUAGAUAGGUUGUCUUGCCUUUCCUCCAGGGAGCUGAAGGCAGCACACAUCUUCCCAUCUCUGCAUUUUAUCCUUACAACAGUCCUCUGAACAGGGCAACAGGGCUCCCCCGAGGGGAACUUACAGGAACUCAGUUCCGGCACCUCUCAGUUGGGUGCCAUUGCCAUUAUAAGAGAACAAAGGAGUUGUUCACAGUGAUUUCCUGCACCUCCUUUUCUAGGAAAAUAGCACUGCCUCUGAAGUUUUAUCAUCCUACUGGCACUUGGAGACAUAUCGGUGUUGACAAGCAUGCACCCAUCUCUUGACUCCAACCUCCUGCUUUAAUUGUUAUUCUGUUUUAACAGGCUUGUUUUACUGUGCAUUUUAAAUGUGCAGGUUUAAAAUGUUUAUUAAAAUAUUGCAUGUUUAAAAUGUUCGAUGUUUUGAUGGAAUUGUGUGUAUUUAUUGUGUAUUUUCAAUUAAAACAUGUUAAUAUUUUGUAAUUGUCUUUUAUACUUGGAAACCGCUUAGAAGCCACUUUGCUGAUUAAGCGGUAUAUAAAACAAUAAUGGUUGUGAUGAUGAUGUGUGGACUUCAACCUCGAUCUUCACUGUCACAGCCCGACAGUCUAGCAGCUACAUCACACUGGCACUUAAGCUUUCUGUGUCUGCCAAAGGUAACAUAAACAUCUACACGCACAACAUCUGUUCAUGUAUGGGACAGUGUGUUUGUGUGUGUUUAGUUGCCCUGGCACAGCCUCUUCUUGUUUUUCUAUGUAGAUGUUCACAACAUCAACUUUUUUUUUCCUUUCCUGGCACCUUCUGUAGGUUGGUACGUUGUCUGGCACCUCUUCCUGUCGCAGUUCCGGUUCUUACGAGAGCUGAUAGGAGACACAGGAUCUCAACAAGGGGAUAAUGCCGUGGUUGAGCCUGAAGCAGAGCAGGAUGUGCCAGCCGCUCCACAGAGGAGAUCUGCCCGGCAGCGAAGGGCACCUGCUGAAGAAGCAACUUAAUUGGAGCUUCCUGGGCAAUCCUCAAGAGAUGGGCAGCCGGCGACUCUUCUGUGGCUUAGUAGUUUGGUGCUGCUGAUACGCCGAACGAGGACGGCCAAGGAUUUGUGAAUUCCUUUACUCCUGGAAUUUAACUAUGCACUGCUUCGGAAGAGGUUCCGGCGAGAUUUUAAUGGAGAGCAAGAUGGGACCGAAGCGAAACAGGGAGAGCGGAGCAGAAAUGGCUCCUCCCUGCUCUGGCGAAGAGUCGGCUGGGAGUGCCACUCCUGGGUCUGUUCCUCAGUGGUUAGGCCCAGCGUGAAUCUGUGGAUGAGCUUCCCAAAGCUGAAAAUGGUUACUGACUGCUUUUGUGUAGGACUGCAACUCAUCGCAGGUGGCAUCUCUUGCGACCCUUCAUUUCUACGUCUUGCAAAGAGGAAGCGUGUCUUUACUUGAGCCUUAUCCACUUACACAAGGGUGUUCUGCUUUGGUCAGUGACCUAAAAGCGUGCCUCUGUCCAUAGGCUAAAUUCGCUGUUAGCCUCAUGCGGAGGCGUUGACAACUGACUUAAACAUAAGAGGGCAAUGAAACACAGCAUUUUAGUUUCAAUGCACAGCAGUUCCUUGCUCUGCUUUGCUUUUAAUCUUAAGAGCUCAUCAGGCUUGUGCAGCAGUGUGUAUGUGUCGUCAAAUCCUUUCUUAUUUCUAUAAUAGAGAGAGGACAGGAGUAUCUGUUACAAACCUUUCAUGGAAUGUCUUUUUUUUUUAUUUCACUAACUAAUUGGUUUGAAAUAAGCUUCUUCUUUUUUUUGCAUCCUUUGCACCAAAACGAGUUACAGACAAACCUCUGGGGGGCAGCUUUUUAACCAUAGUCUCUCCCUAUUGCUAAAUUGUAUGACUGGGACCUUUGCAUCUUUUGUUCCUCAAACAAAUGAUCAGUUUAGCAAAUGUGUCUGCUUUGCCUUCGGGCAAAGGGAGCCCCCACUUGAUUGACACUGCUUUCAGUAUUGCUAAAUUCAUAAAACUAGCACCUGUAACUGUAGUAGAAGAUAACUGAUACUGACUUUGAACCAGUGGUAGGUAAGAGAUGAUGAUGCCCCCUCAGGAUGCUCAUGGCUGACUUUUCGUUCAACUCCAGGAUGUGUCUUGUUGAGUUGUGUUGACUUUCUUCUUGUUCAACUCCUUGCAGUUUUGCUCAUCAUUGACUACGGAAAAGUGUCUUAAUGCUUGAUAGCAGCUGAAAUCAAGCCCUCCUGAAGACUCUUAUCUAUAGACUCCUCAUCUUGAACAGCAACCUUGAGUGACCUCCUUUAACAUUUGGGUCAAGAGCCUUGUUUGUUUGGGGUUUUUGUUUGUUCCUUGUCUAGUUACCUGUGUACACCCUUUGGAAAAGCAGAAAGCAAUUUGAAGAUGACAAUAUUCAUAAACCCACCAAUGGCUCCUAUCUUCCCACCCUCUGAAGUGGUUGCCCUGCUCUUAUUUUAUUUUCUUGGAAACUCCUCUCUGUUCUGUUUUUAAUUAAUAGCUAUUGGAGCAUGUAAUGAACAUGGCAGUACAGGCCUGUUUCAUGUACUGCACGACAGCAAACCUGGGUCUGUGCACGUAAAAAAACGACACUCUUAAAUCUGAAGACGUUGCAAAUGAAAACCUUGGCGUAUCAAAAAAGAUUUCUGCAACUGGCUUCUUUAAGGUGGAUGUGGUAGGAGGAAAUACUUGAAAUUAAAUAAUGCCAGUUGUUUUCAGACUAAUCUGCCUCAUUUUCUCCCCCCUCCCAAUCCGUCCCACAAGUGGUUGCCUUACCAGAUUUAUAGAACAACAGUCCACUGGAUGAUAUCAGCUUUAAAAAAAAUGCAGCUCAAAACUUAUUUGUCCAUGAAAGCCAAUGACCGAUUGUUCCUUGCCUCCCAUUAGACUCUGUGUUGCACCUGCUGAUUUUCAGGGUUCACCAGACAUUUUCAAAUUUGUGAAACUCUCAUGAGCACCGCACUCCCGUGUAAUGUAACCAUGCCCCUACUGUAACCUAUUCUAUUGGCUCCUGUAAAAUGCUUCCUUCAAGACUUCAGUGGAGGCAAGCAGAGCAGCUCCUGGAAAGGCCUACGGGUGCCACGUUGGUGACCCCUGUUUGAAGUUUUUAUCCUGUUUCUGAUGGCUCUUGUUUUUCUCUGUAAUAGAUAUUCUGAAAAGGCUUCACUUAGGGAGGAAGCUAAGAUACAUUUCAUUCAAAGAGCACCAGACACGCCUCCUGCAGCUUGGUGAAACGUCCGUACCAUAGCUGCAUGGCUGGAAGGCUAGCGCUUGUUAUCUGUUCCCUCUGAACCAAGGAAUGGAUCAUCCACCGGGCAGUUUCAGGAGUGGGCAAAAUUGUGGCCGUACAGGACUGUAAUGACCUCGCCUUCAAAGCAAAGAAGCACAGGGACUCGGAGUUGAUGAGGACUUAUUGCUUGCCUAGAUUUUCCUUCAAUGUAGCAUUCAGCAGUGUGACACAGAGGGCUCAGGGAAAGCUUGUUGACACGGUGCCCUUCUGGCUAGAUUGGUAUCCCUUGUCCAGCUCACUGCUUCUUGAGCAGGACACCUGUCAUCGUUUCCUCCUGACAUUUUGGAAAAUGGAGAACGCUAUCCCCUAAGCAAUGCUGCUAGCCCCAGUCUGUUUCAUACCAGUAGCACUGCGCCUGCCGACAAUGUAGCACUCUUCUAGCUGUGUUUGCACAUCACAUGCUUGGUCCACACCAAGUAGCUUCCGCCUUUUGGAUUAUCCAAUCAGUUACCCCCUCCUGCAUCCCAGUCAACCUUGGCUGUGGUGAAGAGUUUGGUUGAAAUGCUACGCACGUUAGCUGUGUACUGAGUUCAUAAGCAUUUCCUGCAAAAACAGAGAUGGAGAACCUUCAGCCCUCCAGAUGUUGGUGGGCUACCAUCACCCUUGAUCAUUGGCUGUGCUGGGCUUGAUGGGAGCUGGCAUCCAAUGAUGUCUGGACGGUCCAAGGUUCCCCAGCCUGUGCUAAAAGGUUCUCGAAUGAAUUGUGAUGUCAGUCAGAGUCCCCCAAAAGGCCGAGGCAAGAUCCCUGGAAGUCUGGUUGGAGGAGGAGGGCUGUUCCCCUGAGCUGGAAGUAUUCCUUUCUUAAUGGAAGCAUUGGUAGGGAGAUAAGACUCUCCAUUGACUCAUGCCGUAAAGAGCAGGUGGCGAUGACCUCUAGAUUCUCCCAGGCCCACAAACAGCCCCAAAGCAGAGACUGAAGAGCUUUCAGUGACAGUGGACUGAGGUAGUUGAGUAGGGGCAGGCCAAAAUGCUUCUCUGGCGUCAAAGUGGGCAACCUCAAGCAGAUCCAAUCUGUUUCUCCUUAAUGCAAGCUUGCAUUUAGUACAAACAACAACAACGUUAUCAUUCACAAACCUGCACCAGGGCUUGGACUUGCCCAAAGACUAAUAGAAAGGUUACCUAACUGCAGGUACUCUUUAAACUGAUCAGUGAGUAUGAGUUGACUCAGUCACGUAAGAAGUGGAGGCAGGUUCUAGCCACAAAGGCUAGCUGGAGUGGAUUGACGUGGUGCAGCUGAGUUAAAAUAAAUUGCACCUUUAGCAGAUAAAGGGUUUUCUUCAGAACCUUAGAGCACGUUGCGCCACCAAGGCUUGUGGAAGUUAUGUGAGACCCAGUGAAAUUCCGUGCAGGUUUACUUGGAAAUUUACCGCUGUUCUCACUGCUGCUUACUCAAUAAUAACGACAGAGGGUUGCAGCUUUUGGCCUAUGCAAGCAUUGGCAAGUGACUAUGUGAAAGUGCUUCAUAGGAGAUAGGGGCAUGGGCUCUCUAUAUAGCUUGCCACUUACAAGAGUGGCGUUGUGCGUGUCACUUUGCACGUAGUGUCCAGUUGUGACACGUGUCUUGCAAUUGGGAAUUUUGCCUUAAAAAACAAACAAACCUGCUCUUUGUCCCCCGUUUCACCUAAAAUUCAAGCUAUUUCAUCUGGACCCGUUUAAGAAAACCCAUUUUAGCUGUUGCUCAUCUUUUCUUCAAAGAUUAUGGAAUUUUAAUACGUGCAAGGGAGUUGAGAGUUUUAUGUUUGUCGCUUCCUCUGUUAGUAUUGCAACCAUUUUAAUGAAUAUGGCAUUCAGUAGUUUGACCCACUAGCUGCUGACAUCCUUACGACUUCUGCAGAUGAGUUGGGUAACCACUCAGCAUGCAGACAUAAACAGAAAUAAUAGUAGAUAUUAUUCCUCCCCCCCUCCAUGAAGAUUGCAUUUAAGAUCCGUUUGCUUACAAAAUGCUCCUUUGUCUCUACUGCGGUGCAACUAGUGGGUGUCACAUUGUGGAAACACUAGGUAGCUUUGUAAAAUAACACAUUCUGAAUCGUUCAUUCACAGCACUGCUGUUGCAGUCAUCUCUGGGAUAUGCUGUUCACUGCAUCACAGCUGAUAAGUAGUUUUGCUGCUCCCGGUGACAUUCGCAGUGAAUUAGUUUACACCUGCAGAUGUUCCAACAUCAGUCAUGGCCAGCGUUAUACGUAGAUGGCCGCAGUAACAACACAUGAGGCUUCCUGUGCUCAUUGGUUAAAUAUGUAUACUGUACCAAAUGUUUUUGUGUGUUCUGACUCCAUCAUGCUAACUAUUUCCUCUUUUUUAAUUAUUAUUUCUUAACUUAAAACUGACUCCACCAGUAACUUGACAAAUAAAAUGUAAACAACCCAGCUUGAGAUGGGUGCCCAAA
Podarcis lilfordi (Lilford's wall lizard) is the source of this 11060-nucleotide messenger RNA. The record is from the annotation of a GenBank genome assembly. NCBI's taxonomy places the organism in Eukaryota, Metazoa, Chordata, Lepidosauria, Squamata, Lacertidae.